UCGGUCCGUUUAAUGCAGUUUUAAUCCUUCGGACUGGAAGCCUUGGGAAGACGCCUUGUGAGACUAGAAGACUUCAAACAGUAAAGAAAAGCCUAUGUCAUUAACAACGUAUAGCUGCAUAAUUAGGUUGAUCCUUAGUAAAAAGAAUUUUACUACUUUUCAAGGUUAACAUCAACAGUUUGCCGCCACCGCCUUCACGUAGACAGUUGGAACAAGUGAAUUAAGAAGGCAACUUCCUUGAAUUUCGGCUAGCUGUGAUUUACAGUCGGUACCGUCCACAGUGUGCGAACGACGUCACCAGAAUUUGAAAGCCCGACCGGCCACGUGGACCUAGGAUCGACCUUCAACUUGAAGUUGGAAUAAAAGGGACCGCGAGAACAAUGCGGAGAAUUCUUCAGUGCACUACCCUGGUCUUCCUUGUCGGCUCAGUCCUAUGCGUUCAGUAUCAAGCUGACAGCAAUCCGGCUGUGUACACGGCAUGGCCCGCCUGUAAGAAAAGGACCGAGUACGUCGUGGUGGUGAAAAACGCAGACAGAGUACCGGGUGAGACCUACCAUGAACGCAUCAGAAAGAACGGCCGAAUUAAAUAUUACUUCUGCAUGCCCUGCAUUCGGUGUAACUUCGGGGUUCAGGAGAUAAACCCAUGCUCUGUCUUCGCUGAUACCUCCUGCUCGGCAACAGAGUGCGCAGUGGCAGACUGUGUCCUGGACGAAACCAUUCACGCCUGUAGGCUGCCCGGGGAUCCCAAUAACUUCACAAAUCUGUCAGCGAUGAUGGACCCCUGUGACCCCAGCAAAGUCGUGUCUAAAUCGACAGAGGGCUCCCUGAACGAACCGGCCAAAGUCGAAUGGAUUACCACCUCGUCGUGGUCCAGAGAAGGUACAGUAAAGACAACAGGCAUCCCCCCAAACAACCUUGGCUCUGAGCCCAACAUUAACCCUGUAAAACCGGCGGCAGACAAGCCCAAGAGUGGAUGGAAAACACGAGAUACCAUUCUGGUCAUUGUUGUGACCGUCAUAGUGGUCAUUUUUGCCACUUUGCCCGCCGUCUACUACUGGAGACCCAGAAAGAUUCGUCAGAGUUGGUCGAAGGUUGAUCACAGCUCAAAUGAGGGACGUCCACGCACAUUGGAGACUUCAGUAUAGACUAAUCCUAUAAGACGCCGUAACUGCGGUGGCACCGCACUCAGGCGCACAUUCUUCUGCUUGACGUGCGCGUGCUUUUGGAAAAUCGCGACACCCUAUGGGGUGCGUUCGAUUAGCUUCCCUGAACACACCGGUGUUACACUCAAGGGAAGCCUCAAAAUGAGG
Molecule: messenger RNA, 1310 nt
Organism: Acanthaster planci (crown-of-thorns starfish)
Lineage: Eukaryota; Metazoa; Echinodermata; Asteroidea; Valvatida; Acanthasteridae
Source: RefSeq, a predicted model, not a curated record